AUGAAAAUUGAUUCGGGCAUUCUAAAGCCACCAUUCUUCCAUCCCCAUGCUCCACAUUAUUACAGUUACGGUGUAAUAGGAUUUAUCAUUGGACACGAGUUCACCCAUAGCGUCAGCGGCCAUGGUUUGCAGUUUGAUGAACGCGGGUUUUUACGCUCAUGGGCAACCGCCACGGCGACAGCGGCAUUCAACGUUAAGAACGCAGGUAUUGUAGAGCAGUAUAACAACUAUACCACGCCUGCGGGGAAAGUGAACGGGGAGGAGACUUUGAGUGAAAAUAUUGCGGACAACGGAGGCAUCCGCGCUGCUUACGAAGCGUAUCGUCGCCAUUUGGAGAGACUGCCGUAUGGUGAAGACGUCAUUAAAGAGCUAGAGAACUAUUCGCCGGAUCAACUCUUCUUCCUCUCUACGGCGCAGGCGUUUUGUUACAAAACACGGCCGGGAGAGGAACAUAUUCCCUUAUUUACCAACCGGCAUUCCCCACCGAAAUGGAGAAUCAAUGGAAUGAUGUCGAACAUGCGGGAGUUUGCUGCUGCAUUUAACUGUUCGACCUCUGCCCGAAUGAAUCCUCGAGAUAAACAAAGUGUGUGGUGAUAGGGAUUCGCUUGCGAUGGUGUAUCACUCUUUGCGAAAAAAACACAAUUCAAAUAAUUUUGCUAACGCAGUUUGUGUGAUGGGUACAAUCCCUGAUCAAGAUAGAGUAGAGGAAGUGUUUUUGCUAUGGAUUUUUGUUUUAAUCAGUUUGUACUUAGUUUACAUUAUUGUGCAUAUAUUAUAUGUACAGUAUUGUAAUACUUACGCAUUACAGCUUCCUUGACUGAGUCACUCUUAAAAUUUUACUACGAGUACUCCUUUAGCACAGUUUUUAUUGAACUAUCCACCAUUUAUCUUUAACUGAUCAUGCUGAUCAUGCGUUAACAGAAUUCUGUAAAUUAA
Molecule: messenger RNA, 936 nt
Organism: Paramacrobiotus metropolitanus
Lineage: Eukaryota; Metazoa; Tardigrada; Eutardigrada; Parachela; Macrobiotidae
Product: endothelin-converting enzyme 1-like
Exons: 4
Coding region: 1-594 (197 amino acids)
Biological process (GO): protein processing
Cellular component (GO): plasma membrane
Molecular function (GO): metalloendopeptidase activity
Source: RefSeq, a predicted model, not a curated record